ACGAGCGGCAAAAUAAAAGACGAAAUUAACAAGUUGCGGAGGAGGUGGGACGGCGAGAUAUAGUCGUCUCUCCUCUCUCACGUAUCAGCUGCUGACAUUCAGUUCCCUCGUGACGUUCGCGUGCUGAUCGCGCUGCUCCGGUGCCAGUCGCGUUUUCCGGCCGUCCGUCUCGCUCUCUCUCUCGCGCGAACGCACACGUGUACUUAAUUGUUUGACACGUCAUUGCGUCGACGGGGGAUACCUGGAGGAGAAAAAAAAUUCAAUCGCCGUGGUGCGCGAGCGCUUCUCCAUCGUACGUAACCUUGCCCGAUGUCAUCGCCUCUGGCUGCCGUACGGUCGUCAUCGAUAACGAGGAACUGAGACCUUCCGUCAAACUGUAGCUUAGUGUUAGCCCUAGUUUAGCAGCCAGCAGCCCCAAUAAAGCCAGCAUGCCGACUACGAGAGGUUCCGGGUACUUAAAGCGUGCAAAUACUGAACGCCUCCAUGAAAUUUUUAAUCAGUAUGCCACGCAGGAAAAGAAUGGUGAGCGAUUUAUGACCGCAUCUGACUUUGUGCGCAGUUAUCUUGGCCUUUAUACGGAUGCUGAUUAUAAUCCCGAUUCUGUCAGUUUACUUGCUGGUAUCGUCGACACUAGUAAAGAUGGACUUAUAUCGUUUGCCGAAUUUCAAGCAUUCGAAGGUCUUCUUUGUGUACCAGACGCUUUAUACAAAACAGCUUUUCAAUUAUUUGAUACUAAUGGAAAUGGAAUGGUUGCAUUUGACGAGUUCGUUGAGGUGAUGCGGCAAACCGUAUUACAUCAAAAAAUGCCCUUUAAUAUGGACAGUAGCUUUGUUAAACUUUACUUUGGGAAAGAUAAGCAGAGAUUAAUCAACUACGCGGAAUUCAGUCAGUUUUUGCAUGACUUCCAUGAAGAAUAUGCAACAGAAGCUUUUAAGAAAUUUGACAAAGAUGGACAAGGUUUUAUUUCAGCGUUAGACUUUCAAGAUAUCAUGAUCAGUAUUAAGAGUCAUCUACUCACAAAAGAUGUGAAGGAUAAUCUAGUUGCUGCAGUUAGUGCCGGCCAAAGUGGGCGAAAAGUCAGUUUCCCAUAUUUUAUGGCAUUCAACUCUCUUCUAAACAACAUGGAACUUAUUAAACGUAUUUACUUAAAUGCAACUAAUGGUCACAGAUAUCAAGAAGUCACCAAAGAGGAAUUUCUUUAUUCGGCACAAAUGAUGUCCCAAAUAACCCCAUUGGAGGUUGACAUCCUGUUUCAUCUUUGCGAUCUACUCCAUCAAACUGGACCUACGGAAGAUGACGAGGCAGAUUCGCGGCUUGGAAAGAUUGUGUAUAAUGAUCUCGUGGCUAUUACACCUGAGCAGUAUUUCAAGCAGAUUACAAAACGUGUUGCCGAAAUCAAAGCGGUGUCAAGUCCGGAUGAACGUGGUAUUUUUGUGCAAAUGCUCGAGAGUGGUUAUCGGUUUGUCCUUGGUUCUAUUGGUGGUGCUGUUGGUGCUACAGCUGUAUAUCCUAUCGAUUUGGUGAAGACCAGACUGCAGAAUCAGAGAACCGGGUCUUUCAUAGGCGAGUUGAUGUAUAGAAACAGCUUCGAUUGCUUCAAAAAGGUUAUACGACAUGAGGGUGUUUUCGGUCUUUAUCGAGGUUUGGUGCCUCAGUUAAUGGGAGUAGCUCCAGAAAAGGCUAUUAAACUUACAGUUAACGAUUUCGUCAGGGAUAAAUUUAUGGAUAAAAAUGGAAAUUUACCACUAUAUGGAGAAAUUAUGUCUGGUGCCUGUGCCGGAGCGUCGCAGGUCAUAUUCACUAAUCCUUUGGAGAUUGUAAAAAUUCGGUUACAAGUAGCCGGGGAAAUCGCAGGAGGGCAGAAGGUUAGAGCAUGGGCCGUCGUCAAGGAAUUAGGUCUUUUUGGAUUAUACAAAGGUGCUAGGGCCUGCUUUUUACGAGACGUGCCAUUUAGCGCCAUUUACUUCCCUGCGUACGCUCACACAAAAGCACGAUUGGCCGACGAAGGGGGUUACAAUACGCCAUUAUCGCUUCUCGUUUCCGGUGCGAUCGCUGGCGUUCCUGCAGCAGCGUUAGUCACUCCUGCGGAUGUAAUAAAAACGAGAUUGCAAGUCGUAGCUAGAGAAGGCCAAACCACAUAUAACGGAUUGCUGGACUGUGCAAGGAAAAUUUACAAGGAGGAGGGUGCCAGGGCAUUCUGGAAGGGCGCGACAGCUCGAGUGUUCAGAUCAUCACCUCAAUUUGGUGUCACUCUCUUCACGUAUGAGGUACUGCAAAGGUUGUUUGUCGUCGACUUUGGAGGAUCUCGACCUUCCGGGUCGGAACUAAAGGUGCCUAGCAUGGGAGUCGCAGACGAAAUUCGAUCAACGAAUCCAGAUCAUAUAGGUGGCUACCAAGUAGCUCUGCCCAUCUUCACCGGUAUAGAAAGCAAAUUCGGUCUUUGUCUACCCAGGUUCCAGGCUGUUACCGGAAAGUAACGAUAUUGUUAGCAGUUGCUAGAAAACACUAAAACUUGUAGCAAUCCCUGCCAUAAAUAAUGUACGAAUACCAGUUACUGAUUGCUUUAUCAACUAGUGAAGUGAGUGAGAUGCGUUGUGAGCUUCACGAAUCACACACAAUUAUGAGUCCGCAAAAAAUUUCAUCUCAAUAAUCGUCUCGGCCAUUUCGAGUUGGGUAUCGUAUAGAUCACAUGAAAUAGCGAUAAGAAGGAACAACUGUCGAUGGAAACACGUUGAAUCAUUAAAAGUGCGCAUAAAACAAGUGUAAUAAAUUAUAGA
Molecule: messenger RNA, 2777 nt
Organism: Nylanderia fulva
Lineage: Eukaryota; Metazoa; Arthropoda; Insecta; Hymenoptera; Formicidae
Gene: aralar1
Product: calcium-binding mitochondrial carrier protein Aralar1
Biological process (GO): L-glutamate transmembrane transport; malate-aspartate shuttle; aspartate transmembrane transport
Molecular function (GO): L-glutamate transmembrane transporter activity; calcium ion binding; L-aspartate transmembrane transporter activity
Source: RefSeq, a predicted model, not a curated record